Molecule: messenger RNA, 3432 nt
Organism: Gadus morhua (Atlantic cod)
Lineage: Eukaryota; Metazoa; Chordata; Actinopteri; Gadiformes; Gadidae
Product: 1-phosphatidylinositol 4,5-bisphosphate phosphodiesterase delta-1
Exons: 15
Coding region: 298-2592 (764 amino acids)
Biological process (GO): intracellular signal transduction; lipid metabolic process
Cellular component (GO): plasma membrane
Molecular function (GO): phosphatidylinositol-4,5-bisphosphate phospholipase C activity; calcium ion binding
Source: RefSeq, a predicted model, not a curated record
UUGUCAAACCGGUAACUCGGAUUGCCAGCACCACAAACACACACACCACCCCUACUCGGAUUGUCAAAGAAAAUCGCACCUGUUUUGUCGCCCUAUGCAAGAGUACACUUGGGGAUCCUGACUUGCAGCACGACGUUUGGUGAAAUAGCCGUAGUCGACGUUUACGCUUCUGAGUUUCAACUGGGCAUAUGGAAAGACGGAAAGUAGGCCUAGUUGGGUGAAAGUGUGCUUUGUUGAUCAUUCAAACGAAGUUCACGUUAACCUUUUGGUCUAAGUACAAGACUCGGUGAAAAAAUCAUGGAGACGAAUGGGAUCAACAAAAUACACGGUCUGGAGGGAGAUGGAGACCUUCAGUUCCUGUUGACGGGGGGAGACCUGCUUAAGGUGCGCUCUUCGUCCUGGAAGAAAACCCGCUAUUUCAAACUGCAGGAUGACUGCAAGACCCUGUGGUACGAGUCACAGCGGACCUUUUUCAAGUCGAACCCAGCCUGUGAGUGUCUUCCCCGCAGAGCGCCACUCUCCAUCGAAGACAUCUCGGCGGUGCGCCCGGGCCGUCAGUCGGAGGGCCUGCAGAAGUACACGGAGGAGCAGGUGGGCCCGCGAUGCUUCUCCAUCAUCUUCAAGGGCCGACGCAAGAACCUGGACCUCAUCGCCAGCUCGGAGGAGGAGGCCCGGCGCUGGGUGGUCGGCCUGGAGAAGGUCAUCACCAGCACCAAGGGCCUGGACCGCCAGGUGAAGACUGAGCACUGGAUCUUCAACUGCAUGAGGAAGGCCGACAAGAAUGUGGACGACAAGCUGACUCAGAAAGAGCUCAAGGACCUGCUGCUUUUCAUGAACAUGGAGGUGGAGGAUGACUACGCUGAGAUCCUCUUCAAGCAAUGCGACGCGUCCAAAUCGGGGUACCUGUCCGGCGCGGAGAUCGAGCGCUUCUACGAGCUGCUGACGCAGCGGCCGGAGAUCGACAUCAUCUACUCGGAGUACGCCCGCACCACGGGCCUCAUGAGCGCCGCCGACCUGCAGCAGUUCCUAGUGCAGGAGCAGAGGGAGGAGGCCACGCUGGCCGACGCCCACGCGCUAAUCGACAAAUACGAGCCAGACGAAAAAGUCAAGGAGAAGAAGCUCCUGUCCAAGGACGGCUUCCUCAUAUACCUGAACCACCCUGAGAGCGUGGUGCUGAGCCCCACACACGCCACCUUGUACCAGGACAUGAGCCAGCCGCUCAGCCACUACUUCAUCUCCUCCUCGCACAACACCUACCUCUUGGAGGACCAGCUCAAGGGCCCAAGCAGCACGGAGGCCUACAUCAGGGCCCUCCUGCUGGGUUGCCGCUGCGUGGAGCUGGACUGCUGGGACGGGUCAGACGGCGAGCCCGUCAUCUACCACGGCUACACGCUCACCUCCAAGAUCCUCUUCAAGGACGCCAUCCAGGCCAUCCACGAGUACGCCUUCAAGACGUCUGAGUACCCGGUCAUCCUGUCCCUGGAGAACCACUGCAGCGUCGAGCAGCAGCAGGUCAUGGCCCAGCACAUGAGCUCCAUCCUUGGGCCAGCCCUGCUCACACAGCCCCUGGGGGACACCAUGCCCACCUGCUUCCCCUCGCCGGAGGACCUGAAGCGGCGUUUCAUCAUCAAGGGCAAGCGUCUGAACAAGCUGGAGGCAGCCUUCUCUCCCGAGGCCGCGGCAGACACCGCCGAUUACGACGCUGUGUCGGAGGACAGCGAGGAUGAUGAAAAGGAGGAGGCAGAGGAGGAGGAGAGGAAGAAGAACAAGAAGAAGCUGAAGCUGGCGAAGGAGCUGUCGGACAUGGUGGUGUACUGCAAGAGCGUCCACUUCAACGGCUUCGCGGACGCCAGGGACAACCUGAGCUUCUACGAGAUGUCCUCCUUCAAGGAGGGCAAAGCCCUGGAGCUGGCGGAGGAGUCUGCUAACUGCUACAUCCACCACAACGUGGACAAGCUGAGCCGGAUCUACCCCGCAGGCUCCAGGACCGACUCGUCCAACUACAACCCCGUCCCCUUCUGGAACGCUGGCUGUCAGAUCGUGGCGCUGAACUUCCAGACGCGCUGCGCGGACAUGAGUCUGAACCAGGGCCGCUUCCUGGUGAACGGCCGCAGCGGCUACGUGCUGAAGCCCUCCUACCUGAGGGACGCCGCCAGCGAGUUCGACCCCAUCACCCUGACCCGCGGGCCCUGGCUGAAGCACAAGAACCUCCACAUCAUGGUGAUCUCAGGCCAGCAGUUGCCUAAGGUGAAGGCUAAGAAGACCUCCAUUGUGGACCCGGUGGUGAGGGUGGAGGUGCAGGGCGUCCCUGCUGACGUAGCGGUGAAGGAGACGGCGUGCAUCGAUAACAACGGGUUCAACCCCGCGUGGAACGAGAGCUUUACUUUCGAAGUGCACGUACCGGAGCUGGCCCUGGUCCGCUUCGUCGUGGAGGACUACGACAGCGCCUCGGACAACGAAUUUGUCGGCCAGUACACACUCCCCUUCUCCAGCUUGCAGAUGGGAUACAGACACGUGCCUCUACUCGACCAGAACGGAGACCUUCUCCCGUCGUCGGGUCUCUUUGUACACGUCAUGGUGGUCGACGCGUAGUAAGACAGGCGUCUCACCGACACACACACACGCAUCACACAGAGAGGGGGAUACAUCUGAAAAAACUCCUGUGUGACAACAUGACACUACAACUAUUCCGGCAGUUUUUAUUAGUUUCUACGUAGAUCUAGAUGGAUGGAUACGUUUCAAGUACUUUAUUUACAACUUUUCUGUGUCGGUCUGAUCAGCAAAUUCACUGGCUUUUUUUCUUUGAGGAUAACUAGAAUAAGACAUGUAGAAGCACUACUUACAGCAGAUUCCUUUUUUCUUUUUUUAGCACGACAGUAAUUUUAUACUUGAAGCCCCUAGGCAUUGGCAUUCUUUGAGCAGGUGGGACACAGAAACACACUAACUCCCACUAGUGCAGCUGGCUUGGGAGCGUUGGUUUGAGAGAGUAUUUCUAUUGGGUUUAAUAUGCUCACGUAGGUUUAUUCACUUUUGUUGUUGGACUACUGUCUCCAGCAUUUGUAGCCUUUAUCGUAUUAUGUCUAAAUGCCUUAAUUUAUGUAUAUGCCAAUAUUGAAAGAACAUGAUGCAUCUAAGUCCUUGAUCAUUUUCAACUUUUUGUUCUUGUAUCAGAGUGUAGCAGUUCUCACUGCUGAUUUUUUUUAAUCUCUGAUAAAACGUUUCAAACUAAAUGUGUUUUUUUUGUUACUAAUCAUUGACGGAAAACAUUCACAAGAAUACUCACUGAAACUAAGCCAAUUGAUAGAAAAGCAUAAAGUGGCAUAUUGUCAUUUGACUCCCAAAUAAUACAUUUUUCUUGUCAAAUUUUAAAGAAAGUAUUUAUAUUUCUACCUCAAUACGUUACAGUUGGAAAUAAAUGUGGCUUGGACUUAU